Molecule: messenger RNA, 3840 nt
Organism: Mauremys mutica (yellowpond turtle)
Lineage: Eukaryota; Metazoa; Chordata; Testudines; Geoemydidae
Product: cytochrome P450 4V2-like
Exons: 12
Coding region: 65-1531 (488 amino acids)
Molecular function (GO): monooxygenase activity; iron ion binding; heme binding
Source: RefSeq, a predicted model, not a curated record
CUCCUCUUUGGUCCCCAAAGCAACACCCCCAGGCCAGGCUGGGGAGUCUGACUUGGCAAACCCUAUGGGGAAUCAGGAGCAACAAACACUCCCCAGCCUCCCAGAUGGUGCAGUGGCAGACAGCUCUGAAACCUCCUCAGGCAGCAAAGGCAGCAGCACAAAUUUCUUUAAACAAAUGAUGCAAUACUAUGAAGAUUUCAGGAAUCAACCACUGUUAAAACUUUGGUUAGGACCAUUGCCUUUUCUGUUUUUAUAUCACCCAGAUACUGUCGAGGCUAUUCUAAGCAGUUCGAAACACAUUGAAAAAUCCUAUCUAUACAAAUUUCUGCAUCCAUGGCUUGGCACAGGACUUCUAACGAGCACUGGAGAUAAGUGGCGUUCCAGAAGGAAAAUGAUAACUCCCACGUUCCACUUCACAAUCUUAGCUGAUUUCCUAGAAGUUAUGAAUGAACAAGCCAAUAUUUUGGUUGAUAAACUUGAAAAGCAUGUUGACAAAGAGCCCUUUGAUUGCUUUCUAGACAUCACGCUCUGUGCCCUGGAUAUAAUCUGUGAAACUGCGAUGGGCAAGAAUGUGGGUGCACAGAACAAUAGGGAUUCUGAAUAUGUCCGUGCUGUUUAUAAGAUGAGUGACGUCCUUCAACAGAGACAAAGGUGUCCUUGGCUUUGGCCUGACUUUAUGUACUAUAUGUUCCAAGAAGGAAGGGAACAUAAUAGAAGUCUCAAGAUUCUUCACAUUUUUACUGACAAUGUUAUUGCAGAAAAAUCCCAUGAAAUAAAGAUACAUGAACAACAUAAAAUUGACUUUGAAGGCAAAUGUGAACAAAGUGGGUCCAAAAAGAGAAGAGCUUUUCUUGAUAUGCUUCUGAAUGCAACUGAUGACAAAGGAAACAGACUGAGCUACAUGGAUAUUCGAGAGGAAGUGGAUACUUUCAUGUUUGAGGGGCAUGAUACAACAGCUGCUGCUAUGAACUGGGCCAUCUACUUACUUGGAUGUCAUCCUGAUGCCCAGAAGAAAGUUCACAGAGAAUUGGAUGAAGUGUUUGGGAACUCUGACCGGCCUGUCACAAUGGAUGACUUGAAGAAGCUCCGAUAUCUUGAGUGUGUUGUUAAGGAAGCCCUUCGGCUCUUCCCUUCUGUUCCAUCCUUUGCCCGGACCACAAGUGAAGAUUGCCAUAUUAAAGGAUUUAAGAUACCAAAAGGUACACAGGUAGUCAUUGUUACUUACGCACUGCACAGAGAUCCAGAGGUUUUCCCAGACCCUGAGGAAUUCAGGCCUGAGCGAUUCUUCCCUGAGAAUUCUAGUGGAAGGCAUCCAUAUGCAUAUGUGCCCUUCUCUGCUGGAUCCAGAAACUGCAUUGGCCAACGCUUUGCACUGAUGGAAGAGAAAGCUGUUCUAGCCAUCAUCCUACGGCACUUUUGGGUGGAGACAAGUCAAAAGAGAGAAGAACUUGGUUUGGUCUCAGAACUAAUUCUUCGCCCAAAUAAGGGCAUCUGGAUCCAGCUGAAGAGGAGAAGAGAGAGUGUGUCAUAAGAAAGUUCACAAGGAUUUUAGAUCCUAAAACAUGUACUCAGCAAUAUCCUGUAGUUCACUGAUCUUUGAUCACACAAAAAGAUUUAACAGAAUUGUAAAUAUAUCAAAAUAUUUCAGAACCUCUAGGCCUUUUGUACUAUAAAUAUUUAACUCAGGAUAUGAUCUUUCCCUCCCAUUCAGUUGGCUCAGGAUGUAUCAAAGUAGCGUUGACAUUUGAACAUCUUAUAUCCUUACUAAUCAUUGUCUUGGUACUUUACAUCACUUUCUCUGAGACCACCAUUCAUGUUGCUCCAUGAAAUGGUCAGCUGACUGACUUCUCCCCCUUGAGGAAAAGUUGCGGGACAUGUCCAGCUUCCACUCUCCCAAGGGUGAGGGUAUGAAGGUGGUCUUCCAUCCAUAGUCUCUUAAUUGCCAACACAAGGUACUGUUACAGUCUUCAUUAGAAUAUUUUUGGUGGACAACUCCAUAGCUUAUGUGAGAGAAAUCAGACAACUAUAGUUCUUGCAUGGAAUUGUAGCCUUGAGAGGCUAAAUGUAGAAAUCUUUAUGUGAAUUUGGAGCUACCUGAAAAGAAUGAGCCAGAUCCUCAGCUGGUGUGAAUCAACUUAGCUCUAUGGUCUACAGUGUUGCUGUGUGAGUUUUCACCAGCUCAGGAUCUGGUUCAGUAUAUUUAGUGAUUAUUCAUCCAACAUUGUUUUUUUUUGUUAUCGAGUUCAUUCUGCAAUUUAUGGCAUGUCCCAAACUCUCCUCUCACUUAAAUCAGUGCAGUUUUACUGGCUUCAAUAGAGUUAUCUCUGUGUGAAUGAGGGGAGAAUUUCAUAAAUGACUUCCAGUGUGCCUAUUGAAGGGAGAGAAAUAUAUUUUCCAAAAUGUAUGUGUUUUCCACAGUUAUCUUUGAAUGUUAUUGUGGCCUUGAUUGUCAGAUUAAUUUGUAACAUAACUUGUAUUAUACAGUAUGAUAUAAUACAUUCAGCUAACAGUCAAAUCUGGUUGAGAUUUAUGUAAACCUCUGUAUUUAAAUGAUACUGACGGCCUUUACAAAUAGUUAUAAAUUAUUAGAAUGGAUUUUUUGUUCACUUUCUGGCACUUGACUCACAAAAGCAAUCAGUAGAUGGGCUUCUUUCCUUAGGAUAAAAAGAAAAUCGAGGUAGCCUGGAUGCUGAGCUACCUCCCUUAAUAGAGAAGUUACACUAGCACAAGGUGGAUCUGUGUUUGCCUGCACAAAGUGAGAAUUUUGAUUGCCAGCACAAAUAAUUGUAACAAUUUGACAUUCAGGGUCAAAGUCUGCUAUGAGAUCCAACCCCUGGUCCAAAUCCUACUUGAGUCAGUUGGUGCUACACCUAGUAACUGAGAAUAGAAUUUGACCCACAGCCAUAAAUUACUGCUAGUCUCAUAGGGUGGACAAAGAGCUGACACAGAAGUGAAAUAUCAUGGCAAUUUAUGAUGAUUGUGUACUGUGGGGCUGGGCAGAAAGCUCUUCUUUCUCUCCCCAACUCCAUGCAGCACAACCCUGAUUGGGUGUGGGGGGAGUGCCCCUCAAAAACAAGGACACCGAAUUAACUUGAAAGGGUUUUAGCCAAUGAGCAGACAGGAGGUGGGAUGGUUCAUCAGCCUGGGAAGAUUUAGAGAAGGAAUAAAGAAGAAGCUGGCCAGUAAGCAGUAGCCCUAAGCUGAGGCAAAGAGAGAGACUGAACCUGGAGCUGCUUGGAAGGGAGCCAAUUGCUUGCAAAAGGGGACUCAUAAAUGCACAGCCUGGAGUUCACAGGACAGUUGAGACCACUAUUCUGAGCUCACAGGUUGGACUGACCCAAAGGGGAGGGGAUGGGAUUGCAUUGGCAUGGGGCAGAGAGUCUGUGUGUGUCUAGCCAGCCAGUGGGGGAGGAGCUGUGGCUCUAUCGGGGCAAGAAAGUCUAUAUAACCCCUGCUAGAGAUCCUGACCUAGGUCUACUCCUGGUUUGCUUGGGUUAGGUAACUGUUGUUCUAUUGUUAAGUGUAGUUCAUAUUCCAGGGGUUAACUCUGAUCCCUGUAGGAAAGAGGGUUGGUGUUUGUGCAGAGGUGUCUGGCUGGGACCUGGGACCUCUCUCCCAAUUGUUGGAAUCCUCCACCUUACAAUACUUUCAGAUAGGAAAUAUUGGUAAUGUAUUUAAUGUACCUAACCUUGGUCUAUUUUUAGCUAUCUGGACAAUAUACAUUAUUUUUCAAUAAAGUUUAAUAGUUAAAGAUAUUUUUAAACUGAAGAAAUAUUAAACAGUGAACAUUUCCAUGUGAAAACAUAGUGGUGAUGUUAGAAAAUGGAGAGAUUUAAAAUG